Messenger RNA from Asterias rubens (European starfish), 2575 nucleotides. Its product is annotated as derlin-2-like. Gene Ontology annotation, biological process: endoplasmic reticulum unfolded protein response. NCBI's taxonomy places the organism in Eukaryota, Metazoa, Echinodermata, Asteroidea, Forcipulatida, Asteriidae. Gene Ontology annotation, cellular component: endoplasmic reticulum membrane; Hrd1p ubiquitin ligase ERAD-L complex. The transcript has 7 exons. Bases 168 to 926 code for a protein of 252 amino acids. The record is from RefSeq and is a predicted model, not a curated record. Gene Ontology annotation, molecular function: misfolded protein binding; ubiquitin-specific protease binding.
GGAAAUCUUGUCAGAAGUACACGUAUCAUUGCAAUUUGAGUAAUAAAAUCUUGUUGAUUUUAUGCUUGUGUGUGAAACAACGAGAAAUAAUUUCCUCUUUUUAAAAGUAAAAAGGCCAGCAAACGAAGUCAGAUGUUCAAGUUAGUGAAGCAGUUUCCAUAGCAACGAUGGCCUUCCAGACAUUUCAACAAGAGUAUAUUCAAACGCCGCCGAUCACUAGGGCUUAUUGCACAUCAUGCGUGCUGACAACACUUGCCGUGCAAUUGGAAAUCAUAACUCCUUUCCAGCUGUACUUCAAUCCAGACCUGAUCUUCAACCAGUAUCAGUUAUGGCGACUCGUUACCAAUUUUCUCUUCUUCGGUCCCAUCGGAUUCAACUUUCUAUUCAAUAUGAUAUUUACAUAUCGAUAUUGCCGCAUGCUGGAGGAGGGGUCAUUCAGAGGUCGCACUGCUGACUUCUUCUUCAUGUUUUUCCUUGGUGGACUUGUAAUGACUGUCAUCUCACUCUUUGUCAACUUAGUCUUUCUCGGCCAGGCCUUCACGAUAAUGCUAGUGUAUGUCUGGAGUCGGAGAAACCCAUAUGUCCGCAUGAACUUCCUGGGGUUGAUGAAUUUCCAGGCACCCAAUCUACCCUGGGUGCUGUUGGCAUUCUCUCUUCUACUAGGCAACCCAAUUAUAGUUGACUUCAUAGGUAUUGCCGUUGGGCAUGUUUAUUUCUUUCUGGAAGACGUAUUCCCCAUGCAGCAAGGAGGCUUUAAAAUCAUCAGAACACCAGGAAUUCUGAAAAGAAUAUUUGAUGCCAACCCAGAAGACGCCAACUAUAACCCCCUCCCCGAGGAAGAUAGACCAGGGGGAUUCGAUUGGGGGGAAGGGACACGGCCGCAAGAUCAACCAGCCGAAGAUGAUAAUGCUGCCCCAGACCAAUGAGUUAUUUAUUCGGAAUGUCAAACCACACCCGACAUCAAACCGGAAGUGUGUAUGCUGCUCUUUGGACUCAAGGGCCAAGGCAUUGUGAUUAGACUGCAAGGCAUGGAACUCCAACGGGGUUCGAAUCCACCCCUGACCAUUGACAGUACAUGCCAAGAAAUAAGCAUCGGGUCAGAUUUGCCCGUCCUUCCUCAGUGACUUAAAGCCAACAGGGCAAAUUACCUUGUCGUUUCACAAGUCUGCUUUUUUUUUACUUGUCCAUAUCCGAACUUAAAAAAGUUCUUUUUCCUUCAUCAUUGCCAUUUGUGCGGGACUUGAAUUGGAAGUCAUAUGAACAAUCAAUAAAGUGGUUUUCUGCAGUCAACUGUGAGAAGUGAAGAACAACUGGGACCAGUUUUCACUGGUUCCCUAAUACAUUUUAAGACAUGGCAGAAGGUGAUGUGUUUCAUCUCCAUUUUCUUUUGGACAUAUUUUGAGAAAGUAUAUUUUUUGAAAAGACAUUCAUGAACACCUUAAGGAGAUUAUGAGUUCCAAUUGGUCGAAACAUAAUCACAUGGUUGUGUUUUACUGGUCUUAUUUCACCAAUAAAGACAUUAAAGGGGGUAAUUAAGAGCGGCUGGAUCAUGCGCAUUCAGUGCUCAUAGAUUUAAAUGUUUUGCGCUCAAAGAUAGGUGUAUUGGCGCACAAAGAUGUAGGCUGCAAGCUUUCAACUUGGUUUCUUCAAUCACAGGGCCACAAUCUUGCUGGUCCCAAACUGCUGUUUAAGACCUUUUCACUCUAUUGGUAAAAACACCUAAAUGCAGAAUAGUUUCAUGCAUCAGAACAGGUGUUAUCUUGAUUUUUUCAUAACAUUGUUAUGUCUCGCACAAAAAUGCUGUACCUUGGUGCCAUUGGGUUUGUUGGUACAUCCGAGAUACAUGCAUAAAGUUACAUACAUGUAAUAGAACAAGAGGGAGCACUCUGUACACACACUUGAAAUUAUUUAUUGAAUUUAGACCAUGACUGAACUUGGCAAGCCUGGGGUACAGUGAGUACUAUACAGACAUCAAUGGUCUCUAGAGGGUUAAAAGGUCUGUACUGAGUGAGUCAAAUAAAAACAAUCAGUAAAAUUACAAAAAUGAACUCCUUGUCUUGCUUCCAUUUUGUCUCUCUUGCAUUAAAUUUUGUAAGCCAUUUUCAAAAAUACAGCUUUGGUUCCAGCUUUGGCUCCAUUAGUUAUUUUUAACCACUGUUUUUCUCUUGAAUUAGCUGCGAGUGCAGUAAACGUAUAAACACAUUUCCCUUUUAUACAGAGGUUCAUGAAUACAAAGUAGUAAGUACUAAUAUUAAGCCACAAGUGGGCAAAGAAUAACAAUUUCAAAAGUAACAGGAACAGAUUUUACUCUCCCAAAAAGCAAGGGAUGGACUGUAUCUCAAGCCUUGCUUCCAAGGCCCACUUGCCCACAGGCAACCCCAGUCCUCCAAGUCCUUCACUCUGUGGUCAUUGUAGAAUUGUUUGUCCUACCAUAAAAGAUCAGUAUGCCCAGCCCAGUGAUGAGUAUUUGUUAUUUGGGCCAACAACCCCCAGUUCUCUGCAAUUUUUAAACAAGUAUGCAAGUCGCCAGACACACAAGACCAGGGCCCAAGUUCAUAGCGCUGCUAACUGUAAG